Molecule: messenger RNA, 6163 nt
Organism: Mercenaria mercenaria
Lineage: Eukaryota; Metazoa; Mollusca; Bivalvia; Venerida; Veneridae
Exons: 3
Coding region: 184-975 (263 amino acids)
Source: RefSeq, a predicted model, not a curated record
GAAAAUUGAAAUAAUUGUUCUUUUUUUUUGUUUUAGGAUUCUGACGAUGCGUCUAACAGCAAACCAAAACAACAAAAUGCAGGUAAAACAUAUAAGUCAAGUGCAAAGCUCCGUGCAGAAGAGUUUAAGAAACAGCAUGAUAAUACCCUAACACAGUACAAUUUCGAUAGCUUAAACGCUCAAAUGCCGUGUGUUGGAACACUUGUGAUCGAUGGUGAUAUAGGGGGUACAGUCUUCAGAGUUGGGACACGUUGUAUAAUGACAGCAUUCCAUGUUAUUCGCCCAGUUGUAUAUGAUGAAGCUUCAGGUGGAUUGAAUUUCCAACAUCUUGACAGGAAAGAUAUUUAUGUUAAUUUCAAUGCAAGCAUUGGGAGUUUGCCAAAAAUUAUAUAUAAAUUGACUUGUGUAUUUUACAGUAUUGAAUUAGAUGUAGCUGUUUUAGACCUAAAUAGCUUAAGUGGGUUACCUAGAAAAAUGCUCCUUUAUAAGGGUGAUACGAAAAUUAAAAUAGAAACGGUGUCAGUGAUAGGGUAUGGUAAUCCAAAACAACAACUGAAAAAACAUUUUGACCCACCUUGUAAGGUAGUACCUCAACAUGGUACCGAAAUUCAAGCUGCUCUUGAUUAUUUUGAAAUCCACAGGAGUCAUUUCAAGAAAGCUAUCUUCUUAAAUCCUGACAUUGUAGAUGAUGGUUACCAAGGGUACGAUAACCCAAAGAACAUAAUAUAUCAUGGAUAUUUGGAGCAUGGUGCGUCUGGGGGCCCAUUGUUAGUUAGUAAUGAUUCAAGAACUGUGCUAGUUGUUGGCGUUUUGACCCAUGGAAUUCCAGAAUAUUUUUAUCAUCUUCCGGAUGAGGAGAAAAACAAAUUUCCAAAGGAUUACAGAUUUCAUUUAGCAUGUAACAUGAAAUAUAUCUACGAAGCAAUUAGGAAUGAAAAUGAAGACUUAGCAAAAGAUCUGUUUGGGGGCCACUAAGUAAGAAUUAUAUCUUGAAACACAGAAUAUUUUCUACUAAGAUAGUAUUGUAACGCUGGUUAUACAGGGAGUAUUUUCUUUUUAUGAAUUGCCCGAGUUCAGCAUUGGAAAACAAACAAAACAUGCCGCCAAUAAGUUGAAACAGUCAUAUGAACUAAGUACCAUCACAAAAAGAUUAGAUAUAUACUAACAUAAAUGUUUUGAAAUAAAAACGUUCCAGUUGAUGUCAUAGAAUCAGUUUCAAUUUUUUUGUUUUGCUUCAAUCAUGGAAAAAUAUCUGAUGCUUGGACCAAAAGGUUUUGAUUUGCAAUGUCAUAGUUAAAUGUUUAACUUUAGAAAAUUCUUUAAAACUCAGUAGUGUCGUUAUUGAUUUUGUAACAUUGCUGUAGGCCCAUUUGCUCCAAUAUUUAAUCAAGCACAUGAAUCAUGAUUUUGUCGGUUAAAAAAAUGCCCAGUGUUGUUAUAUUUUCUGGUCCUUUGGUAUCUUGGACAACACUCAUUAAAACUUUAAUAGAAUACCGUAUACGCCGGUGCUUGUGCACGUGCGGGGUGUUGCACCUUUCAUUAACUCUCAAAAACAGACUCUUGGUUGUACCUCAUGCUUCUAAAGGAUCAUGGUACAGAUUAUUAUUGAUAAAAUUCGACAUAGUAGAGAAAAGGUGUACAUGUGAAACGGGCUAAACUUGGCCCCAAUUGAGCGCUGGGAAUUAAAUUCAAAGCAGUGCAAAACAAGUUUUCAGAUAUUGCAUCACAUCCUUAACUAACCAUAAUAAACAAACUUUAGUCAAGUAGAGCUUUUUAUGCCCCGAAAUAUAUUCAUGAAUUAACCUCUUUAUGCCCUUUUAGCUAAAAUAGCAGGAACUGGUCGAUCAAAACUAAAUGCGUAUGUUCGAUGGACUUCUAGAUAAAAAGAUAUUUGAUUCUCAUCCAGUCGAUUCAUUGGAUUACCAAUUACCAUUCGAUUUGCUUAUCGUUAUAUAAGUCAUUCGUAAACAGCUACGGCUAUCUUCUAUUGAAUUUGCAAGGUUAGAGGAGCAUUUUUAAGGAAAAACACUAAGGCGUAAUUUUAAUCUUUUAUAGGUGUAUAUAUAUAUAUAAACAUUUACAUAAAUGAUUUUAGAGAUGGUUUUAAAUUUACGUUUUUAACCUUAUGUAUGUACAUGUAUAUAAACAUUUUUACAUAAUCGCUUUUAGAAAUACUUUAGUUAGUUAAUUCAAGUUUUCAAAACAACUUGUUUUCGGUGAUAUAAGAACUUUUUUGUGUCGAUUCGCCGUAAAAUCUAACUCACCCGCUUUUCAUUCGAAUCCGAAAAGACGUACAUGAUGAUGUUACUGACCCUGAAAUGACUUAAUGGGAUGGUGUUACAAACACUGAUAAGACUAACGUGCUGAUAUUACCGACACUGGUGCGUGAUGAUGUUAAUGACACUGAUAAAACGUAAGUGAUGAUCUUACUUACAUUGAAAAUACGGACGGGGUGGUAUUACUGAUAGUGAUACUAAGUACAGGAUGAUGUUAUUGACAUGAUAAUACGUAUGUGAGGUUUGUUUCUGUUUAGUGUAUCGUUGCACCGACACAAUUAUAAGUCAUAUGACAACUUUCCAAAUUAUUGGUGGAGGAAAACCCAAGGUGCCCCUCCUUGCACUAUUUCAUCACCGUCGGGAACCUUGAUAGAACCACCGACCUUCCGUAAGCCAGCUGGAUAGCUUCAGACACUGAUACUACGUCCGUGAUGUCACUGAAACUGACAAUACCUACAUAAUGUUGCUACUGACAACAUGUACGUUAAGGUAUUACUGACGCUGGUCCCACGUAUGUGAUGAUGUAACUGACACUGGUACUGUGUACAUGAUUUUACUGUAACUGAUAAUACCUACAUGAUGACAUUACUGAUGCUGAUACUACGUCUGUAAUGAUGUUACUGACGCUGAUGAUACGUCCUUGAUGAUGUAACUGACAAUAAUACUACGUACGUGAUGAUGUUAUUGCUUCUGAUACUUCAUUCGCAAUGAUGUUACUGAAACUGACACUACAUCCAUAAUUAUAUUAUGGACAUUGAUUCAACUAACUUGAUGAUUUUACUCUCACUGAUAAUACGUAUGUGAUGAUGCUACUGACAUUGAUAGUACUUAGAUGAUGUUACUGACACUGAUAAUACGUACGUUAUGAUGUUACUGACAUUGAUAGAAGUCACUUGAGUAUGUUACUGACACUGAUAAUUCGUGCGUGAUGAUGUUACUGUAACUGACAAUACAUGCAUGAUGAUGUUACUAACAUUGAUAGUACUUCCUUGAUGAUGUUACUGACACUGAUAAUACGAGCGUGAUUAUGUGACUGACAUUGAUAAUACUUGAUGAUGUUCCUGACACUGAUAAUGCGUAAGUGAUAAUGUUACUGACAUUGAUAGUACUUACUUGAUGAUGUUACAGACACAGAUAAUACGUAUGUAAUUAUGUAACCGACAUUGUUAGUACUUUCUUGAUGAUGUUACUGACAUCGUAAUGUCAUAAUACGUACAUGAUUAAGUUACUGACAUUGAUAGUACUUUCUUGAUGAUGUUACUGACACUGAUAAUACGUAAGUAAUUAUGUAACUGACAUUGAUAGUACUUUCUUGAUGAUGUUACUGACACUGAUAAUACGUAAGUGAUUAUGUAACUGACAUUGAUAAUACCUUCUUGAUGAUGUUACUGACACUGAUAAUACGUAUGUGAUGAUGUUACAGGCACUGAUAAUGCAUACGUGGUUAUAUUAAUGACAUUGAUAGUACUUACUUGAUGAUAUGGCACUAACUAAUAAUACGUAUGUGAUGAUGUUACCGGCACUGAUAAUACAUGCGUGAUGAUGUUACUGACACUUUUGUUGCCAAAACAUGUUGUUUUGCUACACUUUAUAGUGAAGGGUAAAAGUCAUUCGAUGAAUUAACGAAUAACAUACAUAUAAUGCUUAUGAAUGAAAUAGGAUUUUGUUUUAAACGUUUUUUACACUGAUAUGUGCUAAUUAUCAUGCCGUUUAUAGCUCUAUUUCUCUUUAUUUGUAGAUAUACUUUGUAGAUGCAUGAUGUACGAUAUCAUAUCACAACCACAUAUAUAUAUACUGCAAAAAACAACAACAAUAACAACAACAAAAAUAAAUCCCAAAACACAAGAAACAAUGUUUAGAUUCUCAGUCAUUGCUUCAUUAUUUUCACCUUAUCCACCCACUUCUUCUGUUUUACUGACCCCGAAUAACUUUUUUAUGGCCAGAGUCGUCCUGAACUGUUGCUUUCAACACUAUAAAAAAUAGUUCUGAAGUGAAUAUUGUUAAAUAGUUAACAACAAGUUGAAACUUCCACUAUUUUCUCCUUAACUUUAGGUCACUUCUUAACAUUUUGAGGCACCAUCUGUAACGAAACAAAGAAUAUAGAAAUUUGACACAAUAAAACGUUUUUGCCCUCCCACCUAACACGAGCAUGCAGAGGUUUGCCCUUACAUCGCCAUUUUUUCCGCAAUGUCUUGAAAGAACAUCUGCUACUAAACCACUAUGCCUAGUUUUACCAAUCUUUUCCAUUAAAGUUGUAGACCCGAUUUCAUAAUAGUUUUACGGAAAUGUCCCUUGUGUGACCUUCUACAUAAUUCCAUCAAGCCAUAAUUGAUUUGUUGAAAAACAUAACCAACAAUUGGCGGGGCUAGAUUUCUCUAAACGGCUAUAUGGAAAAUCUAAAAAAUGAUCACCUUUAAAACUGUAUGACUGAUUUUGAAAUAAUAUCACACAAACACUUUUGUGUGACUUUUUCCGAAAAUUUUUGCUAUAUCAUAAAAGAUGACCUCCAGAGGGCUGAGCACUUUCUUCUUAUAAUGGCGGCCGCCAUGGUUAAAUUUUCUUGCUUGUUUUUUUUUUCAAAAUAAUUUUACAAAAAUUUUCUUUAGGUGCACCGCUACCCUUUUUUUCAAAUUACUGGACUUUUUAAAAAAUAUGGCAGCCAGGAACCGGACAAUGUCUUCUAUUUAUAGAUAUUUUUGUUUUAUAGACACUUUGUACUCCACUUUUAAACAAGUGACCCGAUUACAAAAGAUUUUUUUCUUGAAUUUCACUUUGGCGACCCCCUUUUAUACUCCUUCAAUCUAUGCUGAUUUUAUCAAAACAGAUUUUUUUUCGUUACCCUGUACCGGAAAUGUUCAAACCAACUAUUAUUGACCCCUGUUUACAAAAUACAUGAGAUUCCAAUCAUUAAUUAUUUUUCCCAUGUCUGUUUUUACAGUCCAAAUGCGUUCAGUUACGUUUUCAAUGAAAGUUUUUUUUGGUGUUUUUAUGCUCGAUAUGCCAUGUUUGGUUCCAUGGGUCACGAACUCGUAUUAUAAAUGAGCAUUUUUACGAUCAUGUUCUUUAUAAAAAAACGGCCUUGGACAAUUCUGUCAUUUUAGAGAUAUUAAUAAAAGCAAUGCGAAUGAAAGAAAAAAAAAGAAAAUUACAAAAUUUAAUAUUGAAUACUUCGCAGAUUAUUGAGUAAUUUCCAUUAGGGUAUUAUAUCAGUUGUGUUUAAAGCGAACACAGUUUCAACAUUUCAAAAACAUCAAUGUUCUAUAUACCUGGCUAAAAUUACUAAAUUGCAGUUAAUUCUUUAGUUAGUUUAUACAAAUGUAUUUUAGGCCAAUUUUGAAGCAUAUUCUACAACUAUUAACCACUCUUGACACUUCAUUCCUGAUGGAAUCCAUUGCCAUGAGGGCAUGAGAGAAGGGAAUCCAGUCUCCCCUUCUUUAUGCUGAGCGCUAAGCAAGGGAGAUAUUGGUAUCUGGUAUGACGCGGCUGGGGAGCAAAACCACGACCUCCCGAACUCGAGGCGGACACUCCCAUUCAACGCUAUCGAUGCGGUUAGUUUAUACUUGCCGCAAACUUAUCAUCUAGUAAAUGUAGUUUUACAGUGAUGGUAUUUUCAGCUUGAACUAAAUAUGAAACUAGAAACGUGUCUUUCUAUGGCAAAAGAUAAAGUUGUAAUUUCUAUAUGUAAUCCAAAGAUGGUCAGUUUUAUUGAAUCAACCAAUUAUAUUACGUUCAGAUAGUGAUAUUUGUAAACAAUGCAUACAAAGGGGUAGUUAAUAGAAAUGAUGUUUAAGACAUUGCUGCUGCUUUUUGUACAUUUAAGACUUCUCUGUAAAUUCAUGUCUUCAUUGUUUUUAAUGUAUUGUGGAAUAAAUAGAAGACGUAUAAGA